Molecule: messenger RNA, 2462 nt
Organism: Apis laboriosa (Himalayan honeybee)
Lineage: Eukaryota; Metazoa; Arthropoda; Insecta; Hymenoptera; Apidae
Gene: Atg18a
Product: WD repeat domain phosphoinositide-interacting protein 2
Exons: 12
Coding region: 441-1856 (471 amino acids)
Biological process (GO): protein lipidation; protein localization to phagophore assembly site; nucleophagy
Cellular component (GO): cytosol; phagophore assembly site membrane; extrinsic component of membrane
Molecular function (GO): phosphatidylinositol-3-phosphate binding; protein binding; phosphatidylinositol-3,5-bisphosphate binding
Source: RefSeq, a predicted model, not a curated record
AAAGAUGUACCAUAUACAUAAGCUGAUAUUAAUUGAGUCCAUGUUAUAGAACGACGAACCAGUUCCAAGCUACCUAUGACAGAUGGUACAACCCAAAUUCCAUGAGUAGUUACAUUUGCUAUAUGUUCUACAGAGUUUCAUCAUUCCGUGAAUUCAACAUAGACUGUCAGCUGUUCGAUACAUGGAACGAUGGAUAUGUAUUAAACAAUACAGUAUACUGCAUCAUAUAGUCACUUGUAGGAAUCGUCGACAUUGAGUUCGACAUCUGUUCACAAAUCUUGUAUAAGCGUGCGCGUGCGUGUAUUUGUAUUAGCGUAUGUACAAGAAAGAAGAGAAACAGAUAAAAAAAAAGGCAAUAAAAAUAAAGAGAGAAAAAGAUAUAAAAAGAAAUUAAGAAAGAAGCGGAUAAAGUAUUCUUACGCAGACCGUCUGUGCGAUUUAUGCAAAAUCUCGUGCAUAACGUGGAUGUAUUGACACAGGGACUAAAAUACAGUAUAUCAGGACUAAUGAACCUCGCAAAUCAAACUACUGAUCCUCAAAGUCGUGUUUUCUUUGUUAACUUCAAUCAGGAUUGCACAUCUUUGGCAGUAGGAUCAAAGUCAGGCUACAAGCUUUUUUCUUUAGUCUCUGUUGAUCAUCUUGAAAAAAUAUAUGAAAAUGAUACUGAAGAUAUAUACAUUGUUGAACGACUAUUCAGCAGCAGUCUUGUGGCAGUAGUUAGUUUAAGAUCACCCCGUAAACUUAAAGUUUGUCACUUUAGAAAGGGCACUGAAAUUUGCCAUUAUAGUUAUUCUAAUACUAUCUUAGCUGUGAAACUCAAUAGAGCAAGAUUAGUGGUAUGUUUGGAAGAAUCAUUAUAUAUUCAUAAUAUAAGGGAUAUGAAAGUAUUACAUACAAUUCGAGAUACUCCACCUAAUUUAGCAGGUCUGUGUACACUAUCAAUAAAUAGUGAUAAUUGCUACUUAGCUUAUCCAGGCUCAAAUACAAUUGGUGAAGUUCAAAUAUUUGAUGCAAUUAAUCUUCAAGCUAAAACUAUGAUUCCUGCUCAUGAUAGUCCAUUAGCAGCACUUGCAUUUAGUCCUAAUGGUACCAAAGUAGCUACUGCUUCUGAAAAGGGUACUGUAAUCAGAGUUUUUCACGUUCAUGAUGGUACAAAAUUAUUUGAAUUCCGACGUGGAGUUAAACGAUGUGUAUCUAUAAGCAGUCUUGCUUUUAGUGUGGAUUCUAUGUUCCUUUGUUGUUCGAGUAAUACAGAAACAGUACAUAUUUUCAAAUUGGAAGAACCAAAGGAAGCAUUACGACAAACAGCAGAAGAAUCACAAACUUGGAUGGGAUAUUUAACAAAAGCUGUAUCUGCAUCAGCUAAUUAUUUGCCAUCACAAGUAACUGAUGUUUUUAAUCAAGGACGUGCCUUUGCUAGUGUCCACUUGCCAUUUCAAGGAUUAAAAAAUGUUUGUGCCAUCACAGUAGUACAUAAAGUACUUAGGUUGUUGGUGGCUAGUGCUGAGGGAUAUUUGUAUGUUUAUAAUUUGGAUUCAACAGAAGGUGGAGAUUGUACAUUGCUAAAACAACAUAGAUUAGAUGGUAAACGAGAUGAAGUAGACUGUGCUAGUGUAUCUACAGCAGGAUUAGGAUCUGGAGAACCUCCUUCAGGAACGACUGUACAAAUAGUACAAAAUACAGCCUGCAUAAAUAGCUACGCGGGUGUGUUGCGCGGCCGUUCGCCAGACUCCAUGUCAGAGUCAGAGAAGUAUCACGAGAUGAUAGCAGCAACUGAGAGUCCACCAGGAUUUUCGGGUUCCUUCCGUUUAAAAGAUGAUGCUGAAUUUCCACCUGUUACACAAAGGACGGAUUGAGUGUAAUAAUUCAAGCAUAUCAAUAAUGAACGAAAAUAAAUUAUAUCUAACAGUGAUUGAAAUUAGGACACUGAAUACAGGUCAAACUAUGAAUCUAUGAUCAUAGCUAAUGUUGCGAAUUCAAAAAAGCAACAAAUUCUUUUUUAAUGAAAUAUUAUAUAUAUAAAAAAAAAAAAACAGUGAUGACUUUGUAUGAGUUAUAUAAAUAUUAUAGCUAUCAUAUAACUAGAUGUUCACAUCAUAUCAGAAGUUAAUAACUUGAAAGAAUUAUGAUAUUUUUGGUUACAAUUUUUCAAGUCAGUAUUUUAUAUUAGAACUUUAUUAUCAUCAAUAGCAUGCAAUUGAUUUUAGAAAAUCUAGUAAUUUAAUGAUGGUUAUGGUUAUGGUAAUGCUUAAAAAAAAAAUUAUGAAAACUCAAGCUAAAUAUGCUUGAUAACAUAUAGUAAGAAUGUUUAACAUAAACUUAUGUGAAACCAUAUGUCCACAUUUAAGUAUUUUUACUGUGAAUCAAUACAAUGAUUAUAGUAAAAUAUUAUAUAUAUUAGACAUGAUAUAGAAAAAAAUUUUUUUCAGUAUAUAAUAUUCUUAUUGUGAAUAUCUUGUAUU